This is a messenger RNA of Dromiciops gliroides (monito del monte), 5237 nucleotides long. RefSeq names its product cysteine and histidine rich domain containing 1 (gene CHORDC1). Gene Ontology annotation, molecular function: zinc ion binding. Gene Ontology annotation, biological process: centrosome duplication. The coding region runs from base 142 to 1143 and encodes 333 amino acids. The record is from RefSeq and is a predicted model, not a curated record. The transcript is spliced from 11 exons. Lineage: Eukaryota; Metazoa; Chordata; Mammalia; Microbiotheria; Microbiotheriidae.
GGUUCCCGAAGCGGAACCGGCCGUUUCCGGAAACUGACUGUCGCCGGAGGAGUCAGACAGCAGAUUGCGGUUUGAGAGUCCCUGCAGCCGCCACUGCAGUCCGGCUUCUGUCAGUUUGCCCGCCGCGGCGGAGAGAGAGACAUGUCCUUGCUCUGCUACAAUAGAGGCUGCGGCCAGCGCUUCGAUCCUGAAACCAACACGGAUGAUUCUUGCACAUAUCAUCCAGGAGUUCCAGUCUUUCAUGAUGCUUUAAAGGGUUGGUCUUGCUGUAAGAGAAGAACAACAGAUUUUUCUGAUUUCUUAAGCAUUGUGGGCUGUACAAAGGGUAAGCACAAUGAUGAGAAACCACCUGAGCCUGUCAAACCUGAAGUCAAGACUACCUCUGAGAAAAAGGAAUUGUCUGAAUUGAAACCUAAAUUUCAAGAACACAUCAUCCAAGCCCCUAAACCAGUAGAAGCAAUAAAAAGGCCAAGCCCAGAUGAACCAAUGACAAACUUGGAGUUGAAAAUAGCUGCUUCACUAAAACAAGCACUGGAUAAGCUUAAACUGUCAUCUGAGAAUGAAGUAGAUAAAAAGGAUGAGGACAGUGAUGAAAUUAAGAUUGGGACUUCAUGUAAAAAUGGCGGCUGUGCUAAGACAUACCAAGGUCCACAGAGUAUAGAAGAAGUUUGUAUUUUUCAUUCUGGAGUCCCUAUUUUCCAUGAAGGGAUGAAAUAUUGGAGCUGUUGCAGAAGAAAAACUUCUGAUUUUAAUACAUUUUUGGCCCAAGAAGGAUGUACAACAGGAAAGCAUUUGUGGACAAAAAAAGAUGCCGGGAAAAAAGUUGUUCCAUGUCGGCAUGACUGGCAUCAGACAGGAGGUCAAGUUACCAUCUCAGUAUAUGCUAAAAAUUCACUUCCAGACCUUAGUCACGUAAAGGCAAAUAGUACACUGUUAAAUAUUCACAUUGUAUUUGAAGGAGAAAAGGAAUUUCAUCAAAAUGUCAAAUUAUGGGGAGUAAUUGAUGUAAAGAGGAGUUUUGUAAAUAUGACAGCCACGAAGAUUGAGAUCACAAUGAGAAAAGCUGAACCUAUGCAGUGGGCAAGGCUUGAACUACCUUCACCCAAAAUACAAGAUGAAAAAAAAGAAGAUAUAGCAGAUUGAAAGCAAAGGAGUGUGGGGAGGGACGGGACAUUAGCUAUUACCUGUUUUGAGGUUUCUAAUACUGUGUGAUGAAGUGGUGACUUGCUAUUGUAAUCAUAUACACACAUAGACAUAUAUUUGUAUGCACAUACAUGUUACUAAUAUGGCAUUCCAGACCUAGUCAAAAAUAGAUUCCUAGAAACUAAAAUCUUUUCUUCUUUCCCAAAUUUCUUUGGGCUAAAUGGGAGUGUUCUUGCUAUCUAAAUGUUGAACUUAAUAGAAUUAAAUUCCUGAGUCAGAAAAAGAAAGCUUUCUUCCCUUAACACCAUUCAAUACUUCUCAGUAUCAGUCAUGUUAAUGCGAGAAACAGGAAGGGGGCAUUUCCUGUGUUUCCUCAUGUCACUUUCUUUUAUUUCAUAUUGCUACAGUACUGUGGGAUAUAAGGGUUUUAUUCCUUUAGGUGUUUGAAUUCCAUAGUUUUAGGUGGGGGGAGGGGCUGUAAGCAGCAGGAAAAAAUUUUUUUCCAUUUCAAGCUGAGUCACAUAUCCGUGGUGCAAGUAAAUUAGGCCAUUAAAAUAGGAUGGACAUUUUUUUCCUAGGAGGAUAUCCUUAGAGGUGAUGAGGAUAGUAAUGAAAAGGGAGUGUGUAUGUUGUUUAAUUUGUCAAAAAAAUAAUUGCAGAUAGCUUCCCUGUAUUAAUUCCAUUUCUUAUCAAGCAGUCUGAUACUGCUAAGCUAUAUGGGAGUGGAGGGGGAAGGAUUAACAUACAGAAUUUGAAAGUAUCAAUUUGGCCCUGAUUUACUUAUUUUAUAUAAAAAUUAUGUUAAAUGACUUUCUUGUGUGAUUAUUUAAAGAUCUCAAAGCCCUUGUUAAUUUGUGUGUGUGUGUGUUAUACCUACAGCUAUUGACUCAUUUACACCAUAUGAGUUCACCACCAAAUUGGCAAAUUGUACUUGAAACUAAUUUGAGGGAAAUAAUAACUUCUAUCACAUAGAAGGCAGGAGUUUUUUGUUUUGGUUUUUUCUCUGUGACUCCAGAGGACAGAACUUGUAACCAUAAAUGCAUGUUACAAAGUAGAUUCUUCUAGAAUAAUUUUUAAAAAUACUGAUGGAGUUUAUUAAAAAAUGAAAUGGACUGCCUCAUGAGAUGUAAUGAUUUUUUUCUGAUAAUUACAAGUGUUUACUGUAGAUGAAUGUCAAAGAUGUUCUAGAGGGAAUUUAUUUCUGCAUAUGAAAUAAUUGUUUGGAUUAGACUAUGACCUCUAUACGGUUCCUUUCUUCUCUGAAAUUCUGUGUUAAAAGUAUGAAUCCAUUAAUUAAAACACUGAAAAUAUUGGCAUUAGUUCAGUACAAAGUGAAAAUAGAUUUGACCAUAAUAAUAACUACCUAAACUUUCAGGCAGACUGUUUUAAUCUGACAAAAAAAAAUAACACUCUAGACAGAUGAUAACUAAUCAAAUAAGAAAUUUAUAUUUCCUAUAGAAUUACUUUUACUUUUAUACUAUUAUAAUAAAAAUUACAUGUUUUGGGAUCUUUUUUUGCUUCUACUUCAUGAAGACAGUGCAAUUUUGCAUGUUUAUUGUCUAAUAGAAGUUUAAAUGCUAAUUAAGGUAUCCAUUAAAUAACAUUUUCUAUCAUGGCGUUAUGCAAACAUUUGUGGAAAAUUUCAACAAUCCUAUUACAUACAAAGGCUCAUUCUGGCAGACUUCAGAAAUGGGGGUUGAAUACUUCAGUUACAAAUGUUAAAAUUAGGUAAUUACCAUAAAUCUUUAGAUUCUUUGUUGCUAAUAACGUUUAUCACAAAACUGGGGAGGGGAGAAUGUUUAACAAAUAUGAGGAUUUAACAUAAUCUACGAGUGGUCUUUAUAAACAUACCACAAUAAAAGGGCCUUGACUGACAUUUUUGUGAAGACAGUGUAAGUAACUUCUCUGAAAAGCAAAUUGGAAGGUUGAUAAUUUGAGGUAGUGCUUGAACCCUAAUUGCCACACCACUCACUGUGGGCAUUAACAUUUGUUCCUGUGGAACAAAUAUAAAAUCAUUUCAUUUGAUUGCAUCAUGUUUUCAAAGCGCUAGUCAAUAUUAGGUGUGACGUACCUAUGUUGUACUUUUCUUUACCAUGAACAAUGCUAAUGUUUCAGUAAGUAAUAAAUCUAAAAUUAUAUGCAUAGAGUUUGGUAGCAUCAAUGAUGAUAUACAUUGUUCACGUAUACGUGUUCACAAGAUGGUAUAUUUUAGUUGAUAAAAUAUAAAUUUAAGAAAUCUGCCAAGCAACUAACAUUUUACUAGACUUUUAUCAUCACAGAUGAUAGUAGUAGCAGCAAACAUAUGGCUCAUUGGAUUGUUUUACAAUUUUAAUUUUUUUUUCCAAUUACUUAUACCUUAGUUUCUUUAUGGUUUGGAUUCUGUCCUAAUUCAUAAUUAUGAAAUCUUCUUCCACUGUGUAUAGAUUCAUAACUAAUCAAGAAAUCUGUACGAUAUAAUUAUACUACAAAUGAAUUUCUCAAGCUAAUCUUUUAUAAAAAUCUGGCUUUACUGAUGCAGUUUUCCCUAGAAAUUGCAUUUUGAUGGAUAUUCACAAAUUUGCACAAAGGGCCUUGGUAUGGACAAAAGUUGAAAUUCCUAAGGCAGUUAUAAGGGUGCUUUAAAGCAAUCAUUCUAACUGAAUUAUAGCUAUACGUUUGUAUUUGACAAAUCAUUUCUUAUUGAUUCUGGACACAAAAUAUUGCUUGCUAUUCUUUGAUUAAUAAAAUAUAGAGUAUAGAAACUUACACUAGGUAAAUUGAAAGCAAAUAAUCUUUCCUUCAGUGACCCCAACCAUUAUUCUAAUUUUUUUUUUUUUGUCCUCUAUCCCUGCUCUGGUCCUGCCACCCACCCCACCUAAAAGGAAGUAGUAAGGAAACUUUACUAACUUCCUAAGUUUAUAUUUUACUUCAUCUUUAACCUUUUUUAUAAUAUGUUGAUCACAGUAAGUCUCAAACAGAACAAAGAAUACAAUAAACUUCUGCCUGUUUGUGGUUUUAUCUAGAAUCACUAUUUUAUUGUGUUACUAAAAACUAAAUUUUUUUAAUUUUCCACUCUUCACUUCCUGAUAUUUUGAUUUCCUUUUGUCACCACAUCUUUGAUAACAUUUUCAAAUGGAGAGUUGUCCUGUAAGAGUUUAGUUAAAGGCAGUUUUAUGAGGAUGGUUCCUUUUUCUGUAAUAAAUUUGUAAAUAUUUGUAAAAAAAAGAUGUAAACCAAAAUCAACCUAUUAUAAACGGCCAUUAAUGAAGUCAUGUAAUGUAAUUUUGUCAAUCCUAUCUCAUUACUGUUGAGUAAUACUCAUUACCUGUUUCCCUAUCCUGGUCAUAUUUGUUAUAUUUUUAUAGUGGCAUAGAACUGUAAUACUGCUUCAGUAUUUAUAUAUUGUGUAUGAGAUUUUAAUUCCCUUUUUUGGCUGUAAAUCUAUUUGGUUUCAAAGAAUUCUUUAGGGGAAAUUAAAAUAUUCAUGCCCAGUGUUUUUUUUCCCUGAAGUAAAUGUUUUCUGUGGUCUGGUAUCAGUUUGAAGACAAGUAACUUUCUUUUAUUGAAGUAAGAGUCAGUCAUUCUAAUAUUCUGUAGUUCACUAUUUUAAAAUCUUUUAACUUUUACCUUUGGAUUUAGGGCAUUUGCUUUACCAAGUCACCAUUUCAGCAAUUUCUUGGUUUUUAUUAUGAAAGUUAACUCAAUUGGCACAACCUUGCAAUUCUUUUAUCCUUGGCCUGGAUUAAUAAAUGCUGUAAUGGUUAAAUGUGAUUUCUUCCCACUGCUUCCCACCCAAAGAUCAUUUUGAGUGAAAUAGCUUCUGCUUUUUAAAGUUAAUAUUUGUGAGUGUCUGGAACACUAUUUUGUGAGACCAAUAUGCCAUCUAUAACAAAUGCCUUUUCAAUUACUGGUCUUUUCAUUUUUUUUAUUAUUAUUAUGCAUGGUUGUCUAAUUCUCUGCAUUGGGGGAAUGGGAGUGUUCAUGAAGUAUUUUUCUUUAAGAAUGUUUUCUAAAGAAUAAGUUAUUUGCUUGUUAACUUUUAGGUUCUCACUUUGAACAAUCACCACCUUUAUUGUCUGUGUUGAAGCAAUAUAAUAAAAAGCUUAUGUUCCUGA